CCGCAUUUUGCUUCUUGUCUGAUAAGUUGAUGACUCUCAUUCACGCCUUUGCAUUACGCAGAAACCGAAGCACAGCAACGACCCUGCUUCUUCUUCAUCCGCCUGAGCCCCGGCGUCUCUCUCUCUCUCUCUCUCUCUCUCUAGAAAAUGAGGAUUGGUUUCUUCCUCAGUAUCCUAGCUUUUCUCCUCCUCUCCUCUCCCUCCCUCCAAGUUGCUAGGUCUCAAGAAGUUGCUGACGUUGCCGAAGCUGCUAUAGAAGCAGGUGAUCUUGGGAUUGUAGGUGAUGAUGUCCAAGAUUUCACGGACGGGAAUUUUAGUCCAGCUCUAGGAGUGGAAACAGUCUGCGUUUUCCCAAAAAAUCCUUCACGAUCCGGGAUUGCAGGGGAAGAGAGUGAACUCUUGGUUGGAAUGAAAAAUGAGGGGGAAACAAAUGUGGAUAUUAUUGCAAUCAAGGCCAGUGUUCAUCUUUCUUAUGAUCAUCGUCUUGUGGUUCAAAACCUUUCUGCACAGGGUUUCAACAAUGCUUCAGUUCCUCCCUCAGCUCAAGCUACUUUUCCAUACGUGUUUGGUGUCAGCAAAUUUUUGCAGCCUGGAACAUUUGAUCUUGUGGGCACCAUUAUCUAUGAGAUAGACCAGAACCCGUACCAGAGCACAUUCUACAAUGGUACCUUUGAAGUUACUGAAACUAGUGGCCCUCUCAGUGUUGAGUCAGUUUUCCUGUUUUUCCUUGGAAUUGGCCUUGUUGGCCUUCUUGGAAUAUGGAUUCGUAGUCAGAUACAGCACCUUUCCAAGAAAACUAAGAGGCAACCUAAGGUGGAAGUUGGAACCAAGACAACUGAUGCCUCAAUGGACGAGUGGUUGCAGGGAACUGCAUAUACUCAAUCACUGGCCAACAAAUCAAAAAAGAAGUAGAUCAGGCUUGGACGAAGAAUUAUGAUGAGGCGUAGAUUCUUGUAACACAAAGUAGCCGUGUCGAAACGCCUAAAUGGCAAAGUUGUUAAAAAAACACUAGGCCAGGAAACGCCUCAGGGAGUAUGAGGAAGAGAAAUUCAUUACAUUUCAUUUUUUCUUCAAGACAGCCAAGAGUUGAACCUUUCUAGAGCAAAAUCAGCGGAAUUUGACUUAGGGAAGAUACAAUUUUGUAAAAUUAAAUUAAGGAUUGUCAUUUUGAUAUACUGUUUUCGUCCUGUCAA
Molecule: messenger RNA, 1193 nt
Organism: Rhododendron vialii
Lineage: Eukaryota; Viridiplantae; Streptophyta; Magnoliopsida; Ericales; Ericaceae
Product: translocon-associated protein subunit alpha
Exons: 8
Coding region: 148-912 (254 amino acids)
Cellular component (GO): endoplasmic reticulum; endoplasmic reticulum membrane
Source: RefSeq, a predicted model, not a curated record